UUUGCUUGCUGAUGAAUGAAGGUUGUGAUCUGUUACUAUUUUAAAUACAAGAUUGUCCUCUGGUUCCCCCAGGGAGUAUAUUACCAAAUUGGUGAUGUCGUUUCUGUGAUUGACGAGCAAGAUGGGAAGCCAUACUACGCUCAGAUCAGGGGCUUUAUUCAGGACCAGUAUUGUGAGAAGAGUGCUGCGCUGACAUGGCUCAUCCCUACCCUCGCCAGCCCCAGAGACCAGUUUGAUCCUGCUUCAUACAUAAUCGGGCCAGAGGAAGAUCUUCCAAGGAAGAUGGAGUACCUGGAAUUUGUCUGCCACGCGCCUUCUGAGUAUUUCAAGUCAAGGUCAUCACCAUUUCCCACAGUUCCUACCCGACCAGAGAAGGGCUACAUAUGGACUCAUGUUGGACCUACUCCUGCAAUAACUAUUAAGGAAACAGUUGCCAACCACUUGUAGUUACAAAACCAAACCUGGGGCAUCCCUACUUAGCAGGUAUAAAGCUUCAGUUUUAAUCCUAGAACAUACAUACGUGUCCCAAAAUAAAGCCAGACUUCCAGUUUUCUUAUAACAAGAUAUGCCA
Messenger RNA from Grammomys surdaster, 571 nucleotides. Its product is annotated as GATA zinc finger domain-containing protein 1-like. NCBI's taxonomy places the organism in Eukaryota, Metazoa, Chordata, Mammalia, Rodentia, Muridae. The record is from RefSeq and is a predicted model, not a curated record. Gene Ontology annotation, biological process: chromatin organization. The coding region runs from base 16 to 447 and encodes 143 amino acids. The transcript is spliced from 2 exons. Gene Ontology annotation, cellular component: nucleus.